AUGGGGAACGUGAACGUCAAGGACGGGCUAGACUCCGUGGGCCUCUCCAAUCUCUCCCUUGGGAAUGCCGCGCUGGGUGGGGGAAGGGCGGCGGCGAGCGCUCAGCGCGCAGCCAACUGGAAGGCCACGGGGAUCAUCGCCCUCAGGGACGCUCAUUUGAAGUCCAUCCCUGAUGCAGUGUUUGAGGCAGCGGGGUCCGCUCGCACUCUAGACGCGUCCAAUAACAGAAUAGUUGAGAUCCCGGAAGCAAUCGGACGGUUGACAUCGCUGCAGCGGCUGGUCCUCCCGACCAAUCGCAUCGAGCGCCUGCCUGCUUCCAUCGGCCUGCUUACAUCCCUCAAGGCCCUUCAGCUGGAGAACAACCGAUUGACAGAGCUGCCAAAUGAAAUCGGCUCGCUGUCUCGCUUGGAGCGCCUAUCCCUCGCCACCAACAAGCUACAGCACCUACCAGACUCUAUUGGCCGGCUCUCAGCUUUGGUCACUCUAGACGUCUCCUCCAACUGCCUCUCCAGCCUCCCACCAACCAUCGGUAGCUGCUCCAGCCUUCAAGAAAUCUCGCUACAAGACAACCGCAUUGCAGGUCUACCCCCUUCGGUGGUACAACUAUCCGACCUUCGCACUCUCGCCCUCGAUAAUAACCGACUCACUGAUCUUCCAGCCCAGCUUUUAGUUAAAUGCCAGCGGCUACACACGGUUACCCUGCGGGGCAACGCGGUUACACCGGAGCAGUUUGAACUGAUGGAGGGGUACAAUGAGUUUGAGGAGAGGAGGAAAACCAAAGUGGACAAACGGAUCGCUGCAAAUGUGCUGCUGAACGAUCAAAGUUUGGACAUAGGAAUCGAUCGCACAUGA
This is a messenger RNA of Closterium sp. Naga37s-1, 852 nucleotides long. Lineage: Eukaryota; Viridiplantae; Streptophyta; Zygnematophyceae; Desmidiales; Closteriaceae. The record is from the annotation of a GenBank genome assembly.